This is a messenger RNA of Strongyloides ratti, 1554 nucleotides long. RefSeq names its product Ground-like domain-containing protein. The record is from RefSeq and is a predicted model, not a curated record. The transcript is spliced from 2 exons. NCBI's taxonomy places the organism in Eukaryota, Metazoa, Nematoda, Chromadorea, Rhabditida, Strongyloididae. The coding region runs from base 1 to 1554 and encodes 517 amino acids.
AUGUGGAAUUUUAUUAAUAUAUUAAUAGGAUGUUUUUUAUUUACAUAUAUUAAUGCUACUAAAGGAAAAUUAAAAACAGAAUUAUUAAAUAAUCUUAAUUUAUAUACUAAUAAUCAGGAGGAACAAUUAGAACUUUUUACACCAAAAAUGACAAAUGAUAUUGAAAAAAUUGAAAAUAAUUCAAAAAAAGAUACUUUUAAAAAUCAAAUUGUUAGCAAAGUUUUUAAAUCAAAAGUUAGUGAAUAUAAUGAAAAACUUUUAGUUAAAAAACCUAAAUAUGUAAGAAAUAAAAAUGGUAUACAUAAAAUUAAACAAAGACAAUUAGAUUCAACAUCAAAUUCUGAGUUAGAUGAAAUUAAAAGAUGGAGACAUACAUUUUAUAGAAAUCUUAAAACAAAUCCAACAUUAUUUAGACCACAAAUAAGAAUUGAAAAAGAUGAUUCACAAGUUAAUGUACCAGUUGUUAAAGAAUUUGGAAGAGAUCAUAAAGGAAGAACAAUAAGAUUAUUUGGUGUUGAGGCAAGUGGAUAUAAAUUUAAUAAUACACAAAAUCCACCACCACAAUUUUAUGAUUAUGUACAACAAAAUAAUAAUUUUCCAACAUUAUCACCAGUAGUAUCAAAUCGUAUCUAUCAAGAAAAGUAUGGAAAUGAAUAUUUAUCUCCAAUGAAAAGUAAAACUUUUGAAAAUGAUAAUGAAAAUUUUCAAGUUAAUACAUUACCAUCAUAUAAUAAUAAUCCAAUAUCUAAUUAUAAUCAACAACAAAAUCAAUUUUCUAUUUUAUCACCAGGUUAUAUAAAUAAUAAUAAUAAAUAUGAAUCUAAUUCAAAUCAAUAUAAUCCCUCAACAAUAUCUUAUAAUGUUUAUCCAAAUAAUAAUAAUAAUUAUUAUACAACAACUCCUUCAUCAUAUAUAGAACAAAAAAAUAAUUUUUUUACAACAAUUCAACCAUAUAUUAAUCAACAACAAUCAAUUUAUACAAUUUCAUCUACACCAAGUAAUUAUUAUAGUAUUGAUAAUUAUCAACAACAACAAAUUGUUGGUUUAAAUAAAUAUACAAAUGAAAUAAUUAAUUGUCCUAGUGGUACAAAACCAUCUUCUUAUAAUCCAAAAAUGUGUGAACAAAUAUUAUUAACACCAUCAAUGGAUCUUUCAACACAACCUAUUGGUAUACCAGAAGUUUCACAAGAAGAUAUUAUUAAUGCAAAACCAGAUGAAAAUAUAGAAAAAUGUAAUAAUCCAAAGAUGCAAGAAAUUAUUGAAGAGACUAUUAUAACAAAUGAUGCUGAUAAAAGUAAAAGGGCAAUACAAGAAAGAUUAGAAAGUGAAUUUAAUGGAUAUUUUAAUGUUAUAUGUGGUACAGGAUUUUUUAGUUAUAUAGCACAUACAGAUGAUUUUUGUCAAGUGUCAGGUGGUGGACUUAAUUGUUAUAUUUUUUCACCAGUUUGUCAAAAAAUUCAAACAUCACAUUUUUAUUCAUAUCCAGGAACAAAAAAUAAAAAAAAAAAGUAUAAUGUUAUUCAUAAGGGAAAAGUUUAUUUAAAUAGAAAUUAA